AUGUGCUUCUUCAGUGAGGACGAGGACGAAUUUUUGUUCCCACGCCACAAACUGUUGCGCCGUUGCUCAAGUUUCAUGAAGAAGGAUCCGAUUGGGAAGAAGGUAUCUGGUGGUCGCGUUCAAAUAAAGAGCACGGAAGGCAGUCCUAAGCCUGCUCCUGUGGAAUCCCCACCAGGACUACAAGAUCUGUUUCUGGUAGAUCGAUGCGAACUUUCCCUUGACGACUGGUGCACUCAUUUGUUCUCCACCCAAAGGAUUCUGAGCCCUUCAUCGGAGCGAGCUACGGGCAGGUGGCCGGUCGUCCCGCCACUGGAGGGUAAUUGGACAAAAUCUCUUCGUUGGAACAAUAUUCCCGAUCCUUUAAAUGGCGAACUGUUUAUUGAGGUUUCUGAAGUUGAUGAGAAUGAAAUAAAGCCUUUUGUCGAGAGCUUGUCCAGUUGUCCCAAACACGGUCUGCACAAUCCAUUCAAAGCAUCUGAGAGGUACGUGAUGCUUGGAGACGUAACCACAAAAGCAGCUCAUAAACUAUCACUGCCUGAGAUUUCUGAAUUCUUUGCCAAGUUGAAACAAAGGGUGUCUACGAAGAGUUACCAACAAGCUUUUGCUGAAGUUUAUGUCACGCAGAAGUUUCUGGAAAAUUUCUGUGGCGAUCAGGUUCGUUUUCUGGCUAGGUCAUUUGUUGUUCCAGAUAAUCAUCUUGGUCAGCAGAGCUAUGGCUUCCGGUGGUCUUAUGGUCCGAUUGACAUGCUAAACGAUGACAAGUACGAUCGGGUUAAAGGCUUGUUGGUGAAAGAGAUGGCGUUCUCCAAGGCUUUUGAUUUUGCAUUAUCGAUGCAAAUUGUCAUCACCAGAAGCCCUCCUCACCCGAGGCAUCGCCGCUGCUUCUUUAACCAGAGAGGUAAGAAUGUCCCCAGAGGCUUUCCCGUCGUACCAGGAUCUUGGCGUUCACAAGACAAGUCACCUGAUCAAACUGCUAGGCGCCGCUUCAUCGGAGUUCCUGGAUCUUUCUGCCUCCCGGAGGCACAUUUGGUGCUGACUCUCUCAUGGUGUGAUUCAAAGCUACAAUCUUGUGGUGAAGCCUCGCUACCGGAUUAG
This is a messenger RNA of Striga hermonthica, 1095 nucleotides long. The record is from the annotation of a GenBank genome assembly. Lineage: Eukaryota; Viridiplantae; Streptophyta; Magnoliopsida; Lamiales; Orobanchaceae.